Molecule: messenger RNA, 570 nt
Organism: Psammomys obesus (fat sand rat)
Lineage: Eukaryota; Metazoa; Chordata; Mammalia; Rodentia; Muridae
Product: disks large homolog 5-like
Exons: 3
Coding region: 1-570 (189 amino acids)
Source: RefSeq, a predicted model, not a curated record
AUGGUGGUAUUGGGCUCCUGCUUAGGUCCUCAUGGAAAUGUUGGGCCUUUUGGUGUUCAUGGGGUCCUGAAGGUAGUGAUGGCAAGAGCAGGCUGGCGGUGGGGGGGGUGUAGGAGGAGGCUGGCAGAAGUUUACUCUUCAGACAGUGUUUCCAGCAAUCUCCACAGCCGGCUCCUGAUGGAGCAGACUCGGCUGAAGAGGAAGGUGGACAUGCUGAGGCAGGAAAACAAGAAAGUGCAAGAGGAUUGGGCCCUGCUGCAGCACCAGUUGGUGGACAUGCAGCAGAUCUGUGAGGACCAAGAGGAGGAGACCUGCAACCUCCAGACCCAGGAACUAUACAAGGAGCGGGAGACUGGAGAAACCCUGCAGAACGCCAGGAAGCAGAAGCAGCCUUCCAGGACUGAGCGUGAAGGCUGCAGCAUCCACUUGAGGAGCUCCAGAUGGUCUGAAAAGCUGCGCCUUGAACUGGACCUGGCCAUAGCCCAUGAGGAGAGCCUCCUGCAGAAGGAGCUGCUGCACCAGGAGCCACCUGCUGAGCCCCAGGAAACACAGACUUUCUGGGAGGAAUAG